GCUUGAUUCUUUUUAUAAUUUAAAAAAGUGAAAAAUGUCCAGACAAGGGUCUGAAAUAAUGAAAUAAUAGUGUUGGUGAGGAGAUUUACUCCAGGAAAACGAGAUUUAAUUGCUUUUAAAAUCCUGGCUACUGCCGGAUAACGGAAAAACGAGAUCAACUAAAGGCGUGCAAUCAAAUCGAGUGUGAAAGAAUUAGGGUUUCUGUCGUCAUUUUCAUGAAAUAGGUGAUUCUAUCUUACGGGAUAAGCAAAUUGUAGCCGAAAUGGAUGAUUCUAGGAGGCAGACCACCAUGGGUCCACCGGCGCCAGUGGCCUCCAGUCCCAAUCAACCAAAUCCUAGUAAUGCCACUAUGGCCCCUGCUCCACAAGCCACCAGAAAUGCAGCUCCUCCCAAGCGGAUAAUUAAGAAGAUUCAGCUGGAUUUCAACAAGCUAAAGGAAGCGGGACUUGACAGGCAGUUGGCCGAGGUCCUGAGGAAGCAGAAACUGGAAGCCAAGAAGGUGGACACCCCGUCAUCCAGUAAACCUUCCCCCUCUGCCGCUGCGCAGUCGACGUCGACCGCGACAGAGAGCAAAUUGCAGUCGCAACAGCAACAAUUGCGUCAGCCUGCGCCGCAACCCUUGGUGAAACGUAUUAUGAUCUCGGAAUUUAUCGAAAAAACGGUGCCGAUCCAGCCGAUUCCUAAUCCAACGGAUGGCGACCGUUCGAAGCAAGUCAAGGCGCUAUUAAAGAACAGGAUACUUAACAAGACCAUGGCUAUUGGCACGCAGCCCCAGCAGCAGCCGACAACCUCCAAGGCAGCUUCUAAGUUGCCAUCAUCUUCUGCCCAGGGAUCAGCUCCUCGCAGUGUAGCAAUCCCUACAUCUCCUGCUGCCUUCUCUGUGCCUAUUGCAAAGGCGGACUUGACUGUGCGCCAAAAGCAGCCACCACUGCUGCUCAAUCUGGUGAAUCAACUGCCCAAACAUCGAGACUUGUGCGGAUCGAGUAACAAGCAGUUGAUGAAUCAGAAAUCUACACCUGAACAGCAGUCUGCACAGUUUUCAAUCCAGCAAGUUUCGCAAAGUUCCCAAAGGAUCCCGGUACAGCAACCGUCGCAUUAUUCCUCUCAACUUCCUACCCAACAUCAGUCGCUGAUACGACCUCCACCUCCACAAGUUUCGAUAGCUCAAGCAGCUUCUGCGGUCCCCAUAAGACUCCACAAGAGCCCUUCACCACCACUGAUUGUGCUGGAGAACAAGGUGUUGGCACCCAACGAGAAGAUUGAUUUGAGUGGGCUGCGACUGCCAAACGCUCCAGUGACAACCACUGUGAUACAGGUGAAACCUAUGGAAACACCCGUUCAACCCACUAUCCAAUCCAAAAGGAUCAUGGGCAAGGUUAUUAUGAACGCCAAUAAGUUAAAGGUAUCGAAGGAGAAGCUGGCCGAGAUGGCCAAAGAGAUUCGCAAUCAGGCGGAGCAGGUUAAACUCCCGCAAACACUGAAGCCACUUAAUUCAAAGGACCUUACUCCACCAAUUGAAACGCCUCUUGCCAUUAACUCAAUACUUCAAAGAAAACAUACUCCACUGUUUGCUCCACAAACUGUUGAGGAAAGCACCGUUCCUGUACAUAGUCCGGCUUUAAAUAAAAUCAACGAGUUGUCACCUUGUACUGGUUCAAAUCUUCAAUCAAAGCCAUUACCUGCAGAUAUUUCUCCUCUUCAAUCAAAUCCAAUACCUGCAGAUAUUUCACCUCUUCAAUCAUAUGAAACUACAGUUGCAAAGGACCAUCCUGAAGAGGAGUCAAUGCCAGUGUAUAUCCCGUCAGUUCCUGAGCCUGAACAGUUGCCUGGAUCUGUAUCUGAGACAUCAAGCACGCUUCAUUUGUCUGAAGACGUUCUUGCUACAUCUGAACCAAAAGAAUAUUGUGAAGAGAUGGCAAAUAAAUCAAGCCCGAUCAAACACGCAGGAUGCAUUUCAUCAACUUUGGAAACGGAAGAAGUGAACACAGUUCCAAACCCUCUGGAUUUCCCUGUAUAUAUUCCCUCAACUCCGGAGCGAAAAGAGCCAGCCUCGGUCUCUUCUGAAGCAAUACAAUAUCCUGAAAAAAUUACUUCUGAAUAUAUUUCUUUGACCCCGCAAGUAGGAGAAUCAACAGAUGGGACAAACGCUGUUGUCUUGCCCGAACCAGAAAACUUGCAGGGGCAUGUGUCCAUGGAACCCAGUUAUCUUGACUUGCCAGUCUGUAUUCCUUCGACUUAUGAAACGAAGGAGCUAAACGAAAGAGAAUCUUCAGAACUUAGCCAUCCCGACUUGCCUCCUUACGUUCCUUCAGCUUCAAAACUAGAUGAACUUCCUGUAAGGCCUACUACGCAGCCAAGCGCUUCGAAUUGUUCAGCGCCCACUUCACCAGUGUGUAACAUCAAGUCCAAUUCUCAGGUGGCCCCAUCACCAGUGCAAAAAGUCCAAUCCGCAGUGGAUUUUAUAGCCCAACUGACUGCAGAGAAAGAUCUAGACGAAAGCAGCUUCAUGGAACUUUCGCCGGAGGAACAAAGAUUAAACGCUCUUUUUGGAGGAGGUAGUUGUUCUUUUACUGGUGUCUCGCCCGUCAAGAAGUCUCCCCAGGCUGAGAACGAUUUUACUGGUGUGUCGCCCGUUAAGGAGUCUCCCCAGCUUGAAGACGAUUUGCCCAUUGGAAAGAUUGUCAAAUUGGAUGAUAUGAAUAUACUGCACGCUACUUUAGAUGUAAACAGCGAUAGUGCAAACAUACUUCGCAUCAGUCCAAAUGCGAUGAUGAUGCAAAGCAGUGUGGCCACGAUGGAUAUGUCAUCCCUGGAUGUAGAAGGUGUUGCAGACUCAGUUCUGGAGGAUGCAAAUGUGCAAGUCAACUUACCAAAUCCUCCCGAUAAGAUUGAAACUGAAACAAGAACUCUUGAUGAAGCCAAAGAGGAAACAGCUAAUCUAGACUUACCCUCAACUGUGGCAGGAGAACCUCAAAAGAUAAAAGAUUCUGAAAGGUCUUUGGAGGAAAUAAAGUCAGUUUCCGAUCCAGAGCCUGUGAAGGAUACCAGACCCGUAAAAAGGGCACCUAUCAGAUCCAAAAAAGCUAAAAUUAAUUUAGUGCAACGUACAAAAAGACCGAGCAUCCCAAAGCCCUUUGAAGCAAAGAAGACAAAGCUAGAAUUUGAGGAGGACGAUGAGCAGACGACGGCUAUCGAUCACAGCUUGCUGGAGGACCGAUACGGAGUCGCAGCAAUCGAGGUGCCAGCAGAUGAAGAAGAAGUCAAUAAGUCCCGAGAAGAAGUUGCUAGUCCACAUGAUGAAGAUUCUGCAAAUAUCCCACCCGAAGAAGAGGAAGUCGAAAUACCAAAACUGAAUAUCCAGGAAGAACAAGAAAUUACAACCAAGUCAUCCACUGAACGAGAUCUAACCCAAUUGUAUCAUCCUCCUAAAAUGCCCAAAAGUAAAGCCAGUACACAGAGCAGUAGUCAGGAGGCCCAGGAGGAUUCACAACCCGCAACAUCAAAAAAUAUUGUCUCCCUAAUAGAAGUCCUCUCACAGGUUCCGCCUAUGCCCCAAGGCGAGGCCCAAUUGCCAUUUCGCAAGGAGUCCAGCGAGUUAAAUUCCAGUGCCUAUAGCUCUCCUAAUGUCACAGGAAUACAAAAUUUACUUGGGCACUUGACCGCCGAGAAGGUGAUUCCCCAAACCAAGAAGCUAUCGCCAAUACCUAAAUUAGAAGAACCAACGAAACCAGUACCCCGCAAAAAACUUGUCAAAACGCGACCUGUUCUCAGCAAAAGAUCCUCAAAAGUGGCGCAGAAAAAUGCACCAGAAAAGCAAAAUCAUUUUGAAUUUCUCCAUCCAGUUAGUGCAAAUGUGGGAGGUCGCAUUCCCACUUCCAGCACAAGUGACGAUGAUGGUUCCAUAUUUCUGGGCUUCGAUGACAAAGAUGAAAAGCGUUCCAAAACUCCUGUAAGAAGCAAGCGACUUAAACAAAUGAAGAUCAACGAAACGGACAUAAGCGAUGACGCAACUCCCGAUUACGACGAGACUGAGGAGGAGCAGCAGUCUGCAGAGACACGUGGACCAGUUAAAAAUUCCGAGGUUGAUACCCAGUACACUUUCAAGAAGCAUACCAUUGUAGAACCAUUUUCCGAUGAUUCAAAUAGCAGUUACGGCGCUCCUACGAGUCCAAUAGAUUUUGGGGAUAACGUUUCGACGGAUGGAAACCAAAGGUGUGACGAAUAUCCAAUGGAGCGAUCGACUACAUGGGAAGCACUAGUAAAUGAAAAAUCUACUGAAGUUUGUAAUGACGAUGGGGUAUGUGAUGCCGCAGUCGGUUCAAUUAUACCUACCCUAAAUGAUUCGAGAAUUGCAAAUCCUCCCAAAACUGAUUUGGAGACCAAUUCACCUAGCAAUAUUCCUAAAGAGUCACUUUUGGAACCUUCCAAUAAAGACACGGAACAAAAAACUAAUACUGUUAUAGAGGAAAAACAGCCGGAUGCUUUGAUUAAAGAAAAUGAUUUAUCAAUGACUGACAGUAAAUUACGGAGGAGUAGGAGAAGGUCAUUUAAAUCAAUUGUAAUUGCUGGUAUAGGAACUCCAAGAGAAGCUUCUACAAGUAAAGAAAGUUUAACGAAUAUUAUAACCACGAAAAAACGACAGACGCGAAGUCGUUCAAAAUCUCCAGCAUCCUUAGAAAACACAGAGCUAAAAGGAGUCUUGGAAGAAGUUAAUGCGUCUGAAAAUGUAAAUGUACCUCCACCGCCAGCUGCAAUUUUGAAACAUGUGGAAAAUAGAGAUUCAAAGGAAAAGCUGAAAGAAGAAGAAACCAUUACAAAUUCUGGAAAUACUGUAAAGUCUAGGGGAAAACGGAAGUCUCGGAGUAGUUCUAAAGAAUUUACUGCACCCGAAGCAAUGAAAUGUACGGAGCAACUUUCUGAAACAGGUGCUCAGAAAAAAGAGGAGGAGAUUAAAGCACCCGAGGGAAGACUUGAAGGAGUGGAAGCUCCAGAGAUACAUCCUUCGCCUAUAACGACAGCAAAGAAUAUGGAAAAUAAAGAUUCUAUAGAAAAUCAGGAGGAAGAAAAAACCAUUGAAAAGUCAAAAAUAUCAAGAGGAAAACGAAAAUCUCGGUGUAUUGCGCCAAAAAUAAAAGCUACUCAAACUGAAUCGGUGGCAAAUCCAGACCUCAUUUCAGAAAAUAAAGGGGCUUCUACUGGUGAUACAGAAAAACUUAAAGCACAAGAGGAUAUUAAAUCUCCUGAGAAAGAUGUACCUCCAGCAACAGCAGAAAAUACAAAUUCAGCGGAAAAGUCGCUAGAGGAGCCACAAACAUCUAAAAAAUCAAAAGGAAAACGAAAAUUCCGCUCCACUACACCAAAAUCUGAAGUGCCACCCGUGGUUCAACCCGAACCAGUUGAAAAUCCCGAACUUCUAUCUGAGAAUGCCAGUUCUAGGAAGGAAGGGGAUACAAAGCGAAAAACUCGGAGUAAAACGCCAAAGCUACAAGUUCCAUUAGUUACCGUACCUUCUGUUACCGAAAAUGAACCAGUUAAAGGUUCAGAGGAAGCGAUUAAAGAGGAUAGUUCCCAAAGACCGAAGAGAAAAAGACAUUCCCGUUUUAGUAAAGUUGAUCCAACUUCAAUAACUCCCACAGUUUCUGAGCCUGAAAAUGUAACCGACAUUGUUAAUAAAGAUUCAGGGAAUAUGAUGGCCACAGUUAUAGCUUCCGAGGAACCAAAAGUAAAUGUCAAUCCGAAAGGAAGCCGAAAAUCUCGAAGUAAAUCGCCAAAAUUAGUUCCCCAUGUUGUCCAUACUGAAGACGUUGUAGCAACUGAGGGAAACACUUUGAAUUCCGAUUUACAAGAGAAACUGGACGAUGUUGAAGCUACCGAAGAAUUAAACCAGCCAACAAAUGAUGUAAAAACAAAGAAAAAACGUCAAUCCCAAAGUAGGACAUCGAAAGUAACAGUUUCGCCGGUUACUGAAGUCGAACCGCCUCCCAAACCUAACUUAAGUCCAGAAGAAUCACUUACAGAGAUUAAAAACGAAACAACUCAAGCCGCAGAUGAACCUAUCCAGCCAACUACAUCUAAAAAGUCAAGGGGAAAAAGGUCCACUAUCAGUUCAAAGGCAUUACCUCCAGCAGAAACUCAGCCGGCAGUGGUGACUAUACCACCAGAAGAACCUCGCCCAGUUGAAGCUGAUUCUUUGGUGGCGCGGGUUAAACGGAAGAGUCCAUCUCGUUAUGGAUCAGUCCCACCAGACACUCCCAUCUCAUCAGUUAGUGCCUCCGAAGAAAUUGCAAUUCCCGAGUCUGCUCCUAGGAAGGGCAGAAGAAGUAAUGCAGCUACCACACCAGUGCUAGCAUCAACUCCGAAGUCACGCAAAUGCAGGACCUCAAAUUUGAGCGAGAUGUCUUCACCCAUAUGUGAAGAGCCAAAGGUUCCAUCAAAAAGGGGAAGAAAGCGCGCUGCUCCUGCUGAUAUGGAUUCAGAGUCAGCCAAGAAACAGAAGACUGAAGAGAGUUCGGAAACCGUAAGUGUAGUGGACUUUAAUCUACGGCUGCUGCUCAUAAGAAGGCGAGAACAGUUGGACACGGAAGAAAUCUUAACAGAAGAUGGCAAGGGUGAAGGUCCUCAGCAAUGUGGUUUGUGUUUGGCUCGCAGCGACAAGAACAAUUGGCUUCGUCAUCUUGGAGAGCAUUAUGGAGUGGGUUGGCUUGUGGGAGAAACACCCAAGAAAAUCACGCGUACUUCUGUGAUGAAUAUGAUGAAGAAUUAUCUCCAGAAUAGCGGCGAAAAGCUAAAAUGUCGUCUGUGCAAUCACCAAUUGGGAUCUUACCUGGGCAUGAUGCUUCACCUGGAGGGUUGUGGCAACAAGCAGCGCCUGCUGUGCGAUUUCUGCCAACGCUCUUAUACCAAACUCUCACUACCGAGUCAUAUACGUACCUGUCCAAAGCGCCAGGCGUCCCGGAUUGAGGAAGAUUCGGAGCCUGCGGAAGGAAAUGUUGGUGAACCGGUAUACAGCAAUGCGGGCCGUGCCAAACGGAAGUCUACUAUCAAGGCUGAAACAAAAUUAAAGAAAAUAGGAGAGCAUCUGACUUUGCAAAAGCCGGGGGAAGAGAGUUCCGCCAAAAACGAUUUCGAUGGCGAUUCCUCGGACUACGAUAUGACCAAGGACAAGGAGUCGUCUGAGGAAUAUGACUCGGAAGGAGUUGAUUCCAAUGAGGACUCCUUAAGCUCCGAGGAUGAGGGCAGCCUGGCUGAAAACUCUUCCACAACCAAACGAAAGAAAUCAAGCAGACGUGGAGACAUUGACAGGAAGAGGACGCUUAAACGGGCAGUUAACCUGGGAGAAUGUCUCCAGAAGCCUUUACUCUCACGAUAUCACCACUUGGAGGCUAGGGCGACUCAUAAAUGGAACGAAUUUGUGCACCUCAAUUAUAACACUGAUCUGUUGUUCGCCGAACUACUGCCAAACUUUGCGAAGGUUUCUCCACAGGAGGCUAAUGCUUUGCUGCCCUCUAAGGACACGGCAUCCAUGCGGUAUGCAUAUGGUAAAAUAACCACCGAAGACGUGUGGAAGCAAUUGGCACCGUUUGAGGGCUUCAAUAAAGAAGGUGAAUAUGUGGGCUACCUGGGGCAGUCUAUUAAACAACUCGCCUGGGUGCCGCUACCGCCGAAAGUUAUGAAUCAGUAUUUGCUGUGCUCCCUGCGUCCAAAGAUGAAAUCCUUUGCAAGACAUACAAAAUUAAAGGACGAAGAUGCCCUCUUGAUGCUGCUGAAAUGCACGGUUUCUGCCGGCAAACAGACGAACAAAUCAUGGACCAUUCGACCGGAGCUUCAUUAUGGAAUUCGUGUGCCCCAUGGGCCAGUCAACAGUUUCUGCUUUUUGCCCAGCGGUGGCUAUGAUACAACAUCGAAUCGUUUGGGUCUUUUGGCUGUGGCGAAUUCCUUGAGUGAUGUCUGCAUUUAUGCGCUGCCUUUGGAGCUGGAAAAAGAUGUGAACGCAGAGGAGAAUGUUGUAAUUCAACUCCAAUCCUUGAUUAUACUCAGUUUGGAUGUGAACAAUCCUGUUCAGGAUCAGUGCACCAAAAUUUGUUGGUCGCAGUCAUUGGGACACAAUUUCAUAGCUACGGGCUAUAGCAGUGGCUACAUUGCGUUUUGGGACAUUAGCGGGGAAGACAAUAUCAAUUGUAUUAACCGGAACAAUCAGACCUAUUUUGUGCCUGUGCAUUUCUUUUACAUAGGCGAGCGGAAUAUCCAAUUUAUGGAUCUCCAUUACGACAAUAAUGGACCGCGUUGGCUUGCAGUUGGCACUACAAUACGUCAAUUUAAAAUCUAUGAUAUUGCGAACUGGUCGAAACCUUUUAUACUGACACAAGACCCUAUCUGCAAUCUGUACAUGGCUACUUUAGCCUGGUCUCCUAUUUGGGAAACACUAGUCGUCAGCAGCUCACACUUUAGUCGUUCGAUAGCAGUUAGUGUGUCGGGAAUACAAUUCGAGCACAGGACCCUUGAUGGAACACUGACGACAAUACGUGACAUGCACUCGAAUUGUCAGCAAAAUCACAUGGUGUUCGUAACGGACAACGGUGACCUAGUGUUCCUGGAUGUGCGAGACCUCAACUGUGGUCCUGCACUGCUAAAGUCCACGGUCAACACACGGGCCGUAUCCACCACCGAGCUGCAUCAUCUGGGCGAGACUACUCCCAAGCCCAAGGAUCCCAUCAGUGCAGAGGAGUUUAUCCGGGACUAUGGGGUGCAAAUCAAUCCGCUGGUGCCUGAGCCCCAUAGUCGAAAAUCCGCAUACCUGAACGCCCAGCGUCGACCGCAAAACAUACACUCCCUGGCCCUGACUAGAUCCAAUUGCGUUCGUUGCAAUUGGAAUUCGCCUGCCCACACUUGGGUGGCCAUUGGCGCAGAACACGGCAUGCUGCGAAUCCUCAACUUCGAGCGGGACAAAUUCUUCUAAAGGAUUUCUCCCACACUUUUCUCUGGCAACUGAAUGUCUUUUGAACAAGCAUCAUCUGAGAUUAUAAAUUAUUGUUUUACCAUAUAAGGUUACUAGUUAUAGAACUCGUCUUAGGGCAGUUAAAUUAUGAUCUAAAAUUGUUUAUAUAUAAUUUAUUUAUAGUUGUUGUAAAAAUAUAUAUAUUAUAUAUUUUA
Drosophila subpulchrella is the source of this 9150-nucleotide messenger RNA. Its product is annotated as titin. Gene Ontology annotation, biological process: transcription by RNA polymerase III. Gene Ontology annotation, molecular function: protein binding. Bases 263 to 8956 code for a protein of 2897 amino acids. Gene Ontology annotation, cellular component: transcription factor TFIIIC complex. Lineage: Eukaryota; Metazoa; Arthropoda; Insecta; Diptera; Drosophilidae. The transcript has 11 exons. The record is from RefSeq and is a predicted model, not a curated record.